This is a messenger RNA of Herpailurus yagouaroundi (jaguarundi), 1914 nucleotides long. It is a transcript of the gene HADHB, whose product is annotated as hydroxyacyl-CoA dehydrogenase trifunctional multienzyme complex subunit beta. Lineage: Eukaryota; Metazoa; Chordata; Mammalia; Carnivora; Felidae. The coding region runs from base 1 to 1395 and encodes 464 amino acids. Gene Ontology annotation, biological process: fatty acid beta-oxidation. The transcript has 14 exons. The record is from RefSeq and is a predicted model, not a curated record. Gene Ontology annotation, cellular component: mitochondrion. Gene Ontology annotation, molecular function: acyltransferase activity, transferring groups other than amino-acyl groups.
AUGGGUGAGCUGCUGCCGUCAAGCCUGCCUCUUGUUCUUCCGUGUUCCGAACCGCAAUUCUUUGAACUUUACCUUAAAGCUGCCCAGACCAAGUCGAAGAAAACCUUAGCCAAACCCAAUAUAAGGAAUAUUGUGGUGGUGGAGGGUGUUCGCAUUCCAUUUUUGCAGUCGGGCACUUCAUAUAAGGAACUGAUGCCACAUGAUUUGGCUAGAGCAGCACUUUUGGGUUUGCUGCAUCGGACCAGUGUCCCGAAGGAUGUUGUUGAUCAUAUCAUCUUUGGCACAGUUAUACAGGAAGUGAAGACUAGCAAUGUGGCUAGAGAGGCUGCCCUGGGAGCUGGCUUCUCUGACAAGACUCCUGCUCACACUGUCACCAUGGCUUGCAUCUCUGCCAACCAAGCCAUGACCACAGGUGUCGGCUUGAUCGCCUCCGGGCAGUGCGAUGUGGUCGUGGCAGGUGGUGUAGAGUUAAUGUCUGAUGUCCCUAUUCGUCAUUCAAGGAAAAUGAGGAAGAUGUUGCUUGAUCUCAAUAAGGCCAAGACUCUGGGUCAGCGACUGUCUUUAAUCUCUAAAUUCAGAUUGAAUUUCCUGUCACCUGAGCUCCCUGCGGUGGCCGAGUUCUCCACCAGUGAGACCAUGGGCCACUCUGCAGACCGACUGGCCGCUGCCUUUGCUGUUUCUCGACUGGACCAGGAUGAGUACGCGCUGCGCUCUCACAGCCUGGCCAAGAAGGCCCAGGAUGAAGGACUCCUGUCUGAUGUUGUGCCCUUCAAAGUACCAGGAAAAGAUACAGUUACCAAAGAUAAUGGCAUUCGUCCUUCGUCUCUGGAGCAGAUGGCCAAACUAAAACCUGCAUUCAUUAAGCCCUAUGGCACAGUGACGGCUGCAAAUUCUUCUUUCCUGACUGAUGGUGCAUCUGCAAUGCUGAUAAUGGCAGAGGAGAAAGCUCUGGCCAUGGGUUAUAAGCCAAAGGCAUAUUUGAGGGAUUUUGUGUAUGUGUCUCAGGAUCCAAAAGAUCAACUUUUACUUGGACCAACUUACGCUACUCCAAAAGUUCUGGAAAGGGCAGGAUUAACAAUGACUGAUAUCGAUGCUUUUGAAUUUCAUGAAGCAUUCUCAGGUCAGAUUUUGGCUAAUUUUAAAGCCAUGGAUUCUGAUUGGUUUGCACAAAAUUACAUGGGUAGAAAAACCAAGGUUGGGUCACCUCCCUUGGAGAAGUUUAACAACUGGGGUGGAUCGCUGUCCCUGGGACACCCAUUUGGAGCUACUGGCUGCCGGUUGGUCAUGGCAGCUGCCAACAGAUUACGGAAGGAGGGAGGCCAGUAUGGCUUGGUGGCUGCCUGUGCCGCUGGAGGGCAGGGCCAUGCGAUGAUAGUGGAAGCUUAUCCAAAAUAAUAAAGGAGAGGUGACCUGGAGUUUCUGCGCAACACUCGCACUAGGCAAUGCCAUUCCAAUGCAUUACUAACUGACAUCCUUAGUUCCUAUCUCCUCUUAGGAAAAGACAAUUUGUGGCCUUCUGUUCAAUACUUUGCAAUUAAGCCUUGCUAGUAUUCUGAGCUUUUCCGUAAUCACGGCUUACUACUCUUUCAGGGAUUUCUUAAUCAGCAGAAUCUCUCAGUGUUAUGUUUAAACAGUUGUUUGGGGGCUCUAUUUUCAUUAAAUACUUAAAUGAGUGGUUGCAGUUCAGGAGAGAGGUUCUCUGAGAUUUGGAAUCAUCUUUGUAACAUUUGCAAAGUAUACUCCUUCCUAUUUGUGACCUAAAGAUGCGUGUUUUCUAUAAAAUACAAACCAAUGUGCCUAAAGAAACUUAAUUAUGGAAAGGUAAUUCAGAGUUUAAAUGUCACUGAAAACUUACAGUAAAUGUUUAGAUAUAUAAGUACCCUGUUACACUUAAUAAAGUGAGGGAGUAUUGAA